AUGCCGCUUCGUGGCAACACGAGUAGUGGUUCUCUCCGGGCAUGGCGACGCCACUUUCCCUUGACCUCUAUAGAAAACGUCAUGUGCCUGUUUUCUGAUAUGCUCGGGGCAUUCGGCCCAAGGGAUAUAUCUCUUUUACGUUCCCGACCUAAUUUCAAUGAUUUUGAAGCUUCUUCUGAUCCCAACUUGGCGUUCAUUUCUAUCAUUCUGGGAUAUAUCGAACAUCGCCUUACUGUCGGGAAUAAUGAUGGAUUAUCUACUAUUUACAAACCUCGACACCAUUAUGCAUCAUCAAAAGCCUCAGAAGGAUCAAUCAACACCUCAACUAAGGAAAAACGAAGUAUACAAUCUAAGUUGCUGAGAAGCUCUCGGGAGUCUUCGAUCAGCAGCACUAGCUCACUAAACCAAUUAGAUGAAUUUUCUAACUUUGCUCCUGAUUUUACUCCUACUGAAAAUGAUGAUCAAUUGCAUUCUCAUGCUUCAUUUACUGACAUCUAUGAUAGAUUAUCUAUUUCAUCUCCCUCUCAUUCUCCAUUUACAUCCCUUAAAUCUGACUCACAAUUAUCUUCUCAGUCUAAGAUAUCCAAAUUUCACAUAACCACUCGAUCAUCACGUAAGCAACGUAGAAGGCACUGCUCUUCUAUUUCGGCUCCUGAUUCCCAUCCAACCGAUACCACGGGCACCAUUAGUUCACAGAGGUCUCACAAUGUUCCUUUAAAUUUGGCCUCACCUUUGACUGUUAAUGUGCACGCUAACGAACCGUUUACCGCUCAAUUUUCUAAGCGAAAGAAUAUUUCAUCCAUCACUCCUACGGCUUCCAGUCUCAAUUAUCUUUCCCCCUCAAAUGUUUAUCCGGUCACUGACGCUCCUGCCUCCGAAAUAUUUCCAUCACUUAGUUACGAAGAAGUAGAAAGACUGUAUCAAGAGUUUUAUCACUUCAUUAUUGCUCACCCAAAGCCAUAA
Messenger RNA from Protopolystoma xenopodis, 963 nucleotides. The record is from the annotation of a GenBank genome assembly. NCBI's taxonomy places the organism in Eukaryota, Metazoa, Platyhelminthes, Monogenea, Polystomatidea, Polystomatidae.